Molecule: messenger RNA, 1598 nt
Organism: Solanum stenotomum
Lineage: Eukaryota; Viridiplantae; Streptophyta; Magnoliopsida; Solanales; Solanaceae
Exons: 3
Coding region: 76-579 (167 amino acids)
Source: RefSeq, a predicted model, not a curated record
GCUUCUUCUUCUUCUUCUCUUCCAAAAAAAAAAAAAAAAAAUCUCAAAUUUCUCCAUUUUCAAUUCUUCAAGAAAAUGAGGAUUCGAAAACCCAUACCCAAUUCACCAUCUUCAUCUUCAUCAUCGUCGUCAUCUUCGUCUUCUUCGUCUUCCUUGUACACCUUCUCUUCCCUAACCGAUAACUCCUUUGCUUCAUCCAUAGAUUCAUCUUCCUCAACUUCAACUUCUUCCUCUGUCACCACUGCUAGAUGUCAAGGCCUUGAUCUGCUAGUCAAGGCCAUUCAUCAGGUUACUGAUGGUUCUGUUGUGGGUGUCCCUUACAUUCAGAAAAGGGUCAUCACGAGGAGGAGGAGAAGAGUUUUGAGCUUUGAAAGGUUUUUUAUAGCAGAGUGUUUUGAGAAACAGGAUGAUGGGGUGAAGUGCAAAGAUGGGUCGUUGCCUAAAAGACAGCAAAGGAAGAGAUUGAAGACUGUUCCGACUAAGUAUCAAGAUUCAGCGAUGAUUCAGUCAUCAAAGCCGAAACCCAAAAGCCGGAGACUUCAGAGAUCUGCUAAGAUUUGUGAGGGAUUGGGGUCGUGAAACUGUUUUUCUCUAUUUUGAUUCUCCUCUUUUUCCGAGAUCUUAGAUGAUCUUGUUCUCUCAGAGGGUGAUGUAGCUUGUCACUUUACUUAUUUAUGGCUUGCUUAGUUUACUGUUUCGCUUCCAUUGAUCUCGGAUGAUGAAGCUUGAUAAUGGCAGAUGUUAAUCUGAUAGUGGUGUUUGGGCCAGUUUGGGCGCAACUCGACUAGUCCACCACCUGCUACCUCCUACAGGUACCAGCUAACUUAUUCUAUAUACCAAGAUGUAAGACAUUUUUUGGUACUUCUCUAUAUACCAAGAUGUAAGACAUUUUUUGGUACUUCUUGUAGUGGUCUCCCGUGAUUUUUCAUCCCGCUUCAGUGACUACUAGGCCACCUCCUCUGGGUGUGGCAAUUGUAAGCACUUGUCUUCUUUCUUUCUUCUGUUUCCUUUUGUCAAGCUCUUGUAGAAGUGAAAACACUAUAAAAGUUUUCUGCUAAGAAUUGCUUUAGCCUAUGACUGUUAUUAAAGCAGCCAGGACAGUGGGAAGCUCCUUGGCACUGGAAGAUGAAACAUGUUUAACUCAGAAUAAAUAGCAGAAGAGAGGUUUAGUCCUAUGCACCAGAUGUUAUCUGUGUCGAGAAAAUAAGGAAUCAGUUGAGCACCCUUUUUCUCCUCUGCAGAUUUGCCACUGUUGGGAUCCUUUUUAAGUAUUAAACGUAUUACGUUGGUGAUGCCUCGUUAUGUAAAGGGGUUAAUGGAAAGUUGGCAGUAACAGGUGGUUCCUAAAGAGUGAAAGCAGAUAUGGAGGACUGUUCCAUUGUGCAUUUCUGGAAAGUUGGCAGUGGCAGUUUGAACUGCUUACAAAAUUUGUAGUGCAAAAGUAGUCUACUGACUACUAGUAAGUCUGAGUCAGUAUAUGGAUUUCUUAGACUUGUUAGGAAGGAGUUUAUAAUAGGCUGCCUGUUCUGAACUUGAUAAUUUGUGCCCUUUUCUGGACCAUCUCGGUACACUAUUCAAUAAAGCCUUUUCCUCAUCAA